GAUUCGUUGCAAAAUAGAAAAAAAAAACCCACGAGACCAAUCGAAACGGGGCCUAAUCUGCUCCUGCUGAUUCCUACAGAUUUGUAUUUUUUUUUUAUUUCCCAAUAUUUCCGCGCUGUUGUAGUUGUCCAUAUCACAUUCACUCACUUUGAUCGGCGUCUCUGCACUGUUUCACUCCAUCUUUCGUUAUUCGUUUCUAUUUCUAAUGCAAGAGUCUUGUUCGGAUUUGCCCAUUCCCUUUUCCUACUUGCGUUUGUUCUGUCGAAUUCAGCAUAUAAACUCAAGUGUUUGAUUUAACUGGAUUUGUAAUUGGUGAUUUGUGACUGGGAUUGCAACAACAAGCACUCUGUGCAAUUCGGAGGCGCCCAUUGGGUUUUUGGCUGGAUUUGGCGAAGUGGGUAUCGGUUCUUACUGCUCAGAUUUCAGAGAAUCUAGCGAAGUUCUGUGUUUGAUUUGUUGAAUGAGAGAGCGAGGAGAGAGAUGAUAAGACCACAUGUGGGUUUGGAGGAACAAUGACUGGAGGGUCAUUGGGGAUCCGCUCCGGUAGUUAUGGCUCUCUGCAACAACAGCAGCUGCUCCUCCAGAACAGUGCGUUGCCAAUCCAAACUACGCCGCCGCCUCCGUCGCUGCCACGGAAGCCGAGCAAGAUGCCAAAGGAGAAGGAGAGGCUGUUUCACUGGAUCGUCAAAUUCGCCGGCAGGAAGAAAGUGGGCAUGCUUUUCCUGUGCUUGAUAUCCGCGGCAGUUUUUGGUUGGGUUAUGUAUGUGGGCAAUGGCAAAGCUUUGUUUUCAGGUGAAGAUGCACAGGAUGCGGUCAGCUUUGUUAGUUUCACCAAUAAUAGCUUGACUACAAGCAAUCCUGUGUCUUCUCCAACAAAUGUGGGACAAAGUAGUAAUAAUGUUUCAUUAGUUGACACAGAUGGAAGAGAUGCAAAUAAAAUCAUGUCUCUGCCACCGCCUCCCCUGAGAUUUUUUCUGGGCUACACACUCCCUCCAGGCCAUCCGUGUAAUAGUUUCACCUUACCUCCCCCUCCAGCAGACAGGAAAAGAACUGGACCUCGGUCUUGUCCUGUCUGUUAUCUUCCUGUUGAAGAAGCCAUUGCCUUAAUGCCAAAAGACCCCUCACCAUCACCAGUGCUUAAGGAUUUGACGUAUGUAUAUGAGGAAAAUUUAAGUAGAGAUGGGGAGUUUGGAGGAUCGGAUUUUGGUGGUUAUCCCACUUUGAGACAGAGGAAUGAUUCAUAUGACAUAAGGGAGUCUAUGAGCGUGCAUUGCGGGUUUGUUAGAGGAAGUAAACCUGGUAGACAGACUGGAUACGAUAUGGAUGAAUCUGACCUUCUUGAGAUGGAGCAGUGUCGUGGUGUGGUUGUUGCAUCAGCAAUAUUUGGAAAUUUUGAUGAGAUACAACAACCAAAAAACAUUAGUGAAUAUGCCAAGAAGAACGUAUGCUUCUAUAUGUUUAUUGAUGAAGAAACGGAGGCAUUUUUGAAGAAUGUCAGUGCUAUUGAUGAGAACAAGAGGAGUGGGUUGUGGAGAAUUGUCGUUGUCCGUAAUCUUCCUUAUGCGGAUCCAAGACGCACUGGCAAGAUCCCAAAGCUUCUUGUGCACAGGAUGUUCCCAAAUGCUCGCUAUUCUGUUUGGAUUGAUGGAAAACUUGAACUUGUGGUGGAUCCUUAUCAAAUACUUGAAAGGUUCUUGUGGAGGAAAAAUGCCACUUUUGCUAUUUCAAGACAUUACAGACGCUUUGAUGUCUUUACAGAAGCGGAAGCAAAUAAAGCAGCAGGGAAGUAUGACAAUGCUUCUAUAGAUUUUCAGGUUGAGUUCUACAAAAAGGAAGGCUUGACCCCAUAUUCUGAGGCCAAGCUUCCUAUUACAAGUGAUGUUCCUGAAGGAUGUGUGAUCAUAAGGGAGCACAUCCCCAUCUCAAACCUUUUUACAUGCCUUUGGUUCAACGAGGUGGAACGUUUUACCUCUAGGGACCAAAUAAGCUUUUCAACCGUUCGAGACAAGAUUGCGUCCAAGACGAAUUGGACCAUAAGUAUGUUCUUGGAUUGUGAAAGGAGAAAUUUUGUGGUCCAGAAAUACCACAGGGAUGUGUUGGAGCAUAUGGCUCCUCCUGUUCCUGUCCAAAUUUAUCCUCCCCCGCCUCCACCUGUUUUGGUCCCAGGGAGUGUAAUUAAACAAGCUCCUGAAGUUCCCAGUCAAGGGAUAGUAGGAACACCAGUUAAGAAAGUCCCGGUGAGGCGAAGAGAGAGGAGGAGUUCACGGCGGCAUCGAAAAGUCGCUGCCGGAAAUAGGGACCCCGAUUCGAGAUGAAUCUGUUUUGGUUUUGUUUUUGUUUCUGUUUUUUCCCUUUUCCUUCUCCUUGGAAGCUAUUAUCAUUCUUUCUCCUCCCUUUCGAGAAUUUUCGUCCGCAGGCGAAGAAGAGUGUUGUAUUUCCGUACUCGCAAGGAGGAAUUUCCAUUCGAUUUUUAGCAUUUUUGCCCCCGAAAUUGGAAAUUUGUCGAUUCGUUGUUCAAUUUUUUUGUGUAUAUAUAUUUAUUACUUCCAAUAAUUGGACAAGAUCAGGUGCUUUCAAAUCCCUCAAA
Molecule: messenger RNA, 2587 nt
Organism: Rhodamnia argentea
Lineage: Eukaryota; Viridiplantae; Streptophyta; Magnoliopsida; Myrtales; Myrtaceae
Product: probable hexosyltransferase MUCI70
Exons: 9
Coding region: 513-2315 (600 amino acids)
Source: RefSeq, a predicted model, not a curated record